GUUAGAUGCGCCUGCAGCACCACGAGAGUUGCAAAAACAUCUAACUGGGGUCGGCUACUCAAUGUCACAGAGUUAGACCAGCGGACAGACAGACAGACAGCAGCCACUGUAAAAUCACCGAUGUCGUUACAUUUGGAUACAUACAGGAUCAUCUUCAAUAAGGCAAUGACCUCUUGAGGAGGUCUCCCAUCCUCCCUCCCCUUGUCCUCUGCAGUUACUGGUCCACCAUGUCUACCCAGAUAUGUAGAGUGGUGGAGCUGAUGAUGCGCUCUGGUUGCUGCUGGACCAUCAGAAGUAGGUCAUGUUUGCAAAAAGCAGUGUUGGUCCCUGUGGGUCAUACUGGCCUUUGCGUCCCAGGGGCUCCUAUGCUUCAUAGAAGGGCCUACAGCCUGGACUCUCUCUCUACGGGUCCUGGUCGGCCCACACUUGGUCAAAGCUCCCAACAGCCUCGUGCAGAGAGGACAUCCCCCUCCUCAGCACUCACACACAGGAACCUGUCUGCUGUGGCUGUACAGGGCCAACGUCGUCCUCUGUGCCGAUAUGACUUCCUGGACCUUGGAGAGGUAGAGGAGAACGUACGCCGUGCUCAGGCCUGUAAAAAAAUCAGACACUUCAUUGUGGACCCAGACCUGGCUGAAUUGGUAACACAGCAUGUAGGAGCUGAGGAUGCUAAAAGUGUUAUCUUCGAAUGUAACCCAGGUCCUGGGGUGUUGACUAAGACACUGCUUAAUGCUGGAGCUCAGAGAGUUGUUGCUCUUGAAGGGGAUACGUUCUUCCUUCGUGAACUACAGGAGUUGGAAGGUCGUCUUGAUGGUCAGCUGGAAGUGGUUCACUGUGACUAUUUCAAACUAGACCCCAUUGGCAGUGGAAACCUUAAACCACCUGUCAUGUUUACUGACAAACUGUUCAAUGACCUGGGAAUAUCAGAAGCUAGCUGGACUGAUGACAUCCCAGUGAAGGUAGUGGGCGUCCUGCCUCUGCGUAAUGAACGUGGCGCGCUGCUGAAGAUGGUUUACGCUUUGUUUGAACGGCUGUCUGUCUACAGAUAUGGAAGAAUAGAGCUCAACCUCUUCAUAAGCGAGAAGGAAUACCAGAAACUGGUGUCACGUCCAGGUGAAAUGAUGCACUACAGAGCCUUCAGUGUCCUCUGGCAGAUGGCCUGUGAUAUUGAACUACUGCACAAGGAGCCCUGGGAGUCAUUUGUGAGGUCUUCAAAACAGAGAGUACCACUCUCCAAGGGCAAGCUUCCCAAUGACCACUUGUGCCUGGUGCGUCUGCGUCCGCGGGCUGAUUUGUUCUCUGCAGGCCUCACUCCUUCUAAUGCUUCAACUCUGCUGAUGAUGAUCAAACAGUGUCUGGCAAAGAGGAAGGUCAAGCUCAUUGACAGGCUCAAUCUGUGGUCUCCAGAUAGUGGGAGUAAGCUGUUAUCGGAGAUGGGCAUGCCGGAGGACAUACUGACAGGCCACGUAUAUCCAGAGGAGUAUCUACGACUGUUCCAGCUGAUGGACAAGAGUCAGGAGUUCACACAGAGCUGGCUUUAUGAAGAGAUUCUGGAGAACACACAGAGGGAGGGUUGGGGCUAAAAUAUAGGCACACAGGUCAUUGUUAUAGUUUUAUACAAAUUGUUACUUGACAAGUAACAAAAUAACAGACAUGCAUAUUAUAGUGAUAAUUUAAUGUAAAGAAUAAUAAUAUAAUGUGUGAUGUAAUAAAACCGGGACACAGAAGAUGCGUAUAUGCAUACAUGCAUAUAUACAUACAAGAACACAACAACUAGUAAUUAGUGAGAUGUUUAUGAAAUGGAUGCAGCAGCUCUCUGCAGUGAAAAGACUAAAAACAAAUGUUGCAGAAUAAAGGUCUGCAUGUUCAUAGUGGCUGAAAAAAUUGCAUCAUGGUUGCAACCAGGUCAUGCAAUGAUAUUUAAUUUUCAGAAAUGUGCAUAUUACCGUAUGAUUGAUGCAAAUGCAGUUUUGAUGAUGCAUUUUAGUGUGACAGCAGUGUCACAAGGUGGUAGCAAGUCUUUGUAUUUAUGUAAAUGUAUAUCACUUAUGAUUUGAAUGUCUGAAAUGUCAUGUUUUAUGGAUUGUGUAAGCUGUGUGUGUGUAAUAUGAUUUGUAAG
Messenger RNA from Anoplopoma fimbria (sablefish), 2119 nucleotides. It is a transcript of the gene tfb2m, whose product is annotated as transcription factor B2, mitochondrial. Gene Ontology annotation, biological process: rRNA methylation; transcription initiation at mitochondrial promoter. Bases 228 to 1583 code for a protein of 451 amino acids. The record is from RefSeq and is a predicted model, not a curated record. Gene Ontology annotation, molecular function: mitochondrial transcription factor activity; rRNA (adenine-N6,N6-)-dimethyltransferase activity. Gene Ontology annotation, cellular component: mitochondrial matrix. The transcript has 10 exons. Lineage: Eukaryota; Metazoa; Chordata; Actinopteri; Perciformes; Anoplopomatidae.